GUAAAGGCCCAGGCUCAUAGCCAAAAAAUAUAAAGGCUAGUGAGACGAGGCAUCUAGGGGUUAAGAGGCCCAAGUUUAAAUUGCCAAAAUCCGUUUCUUCCAGGUAGCAAAUCAUCCGGGCUCGCCGGGACAGCAGGUCACGACGGUCGCCGCCUAAAUCCACCGGACGCCACCUUCACUCCUCAUUCUGCGAAUCGCUACUCACCCUUCAAUCUUCACUCUUCCUCAGGAAGGGAAGGUCCUUGGUCAUAGUGCAGUGAGGUGGGCUGAGGAAGUUCUUGUAAACAAUUGGCUGUUUGAUAAGGUUCUGGAACACAGAUUGAACCCGGAACCGGAAAGCCCAAAUCUUCAUAGAAAAUGAGGCGAAGGCCUGGAAUCGGAGGGCUACAGAAUGCAGCCGCGGCUAGGGACCAAUACCGAUUGCUUGGUGAAAAUGUGGCCAAACUGAGAACUGAUCUUAUGAAAGAGCAGCUUGAUACUUUUCGCUCUAUGCUUGAAGACUUUGCUCGUAAACACAAGAAUGAUAUUCGUAAGAAUCCUGCAUUCAGAUCACAAUUUCAUGAGAUGUGUGCUAAAGUAGGAGUUGAUCCUCUUGCCUCAAACAAGGGUUUCUGGGCAGAACUCCUAGGAAUUGGUGACUUUUACUAUGAAAUUGGGGUACAAAUUAUUGACAUUUGUUUGGCUACAAGGCCUCACAAUGGAGGGUUGAUCGGUUUGGAAGAACUAUGUAAAAUUCUUGCUCAAAGAAGAAAGAGUGCUCGUGAGAAUGUGUCUGAGGAUGACUGUUUGCGUGCUAUAAGCAAGCUGAAGGUACUGGGUAAUGGUUUUGAGGUGAUUUCAGUUGGAAAAAGAAAGCUUGUCCGCUCUGUCCCAACUGAAUUAAACAAGGAUCACAAUGAAAUUCUAGAGUUGGCCCAGGCUCAAGGCUUUGUGACAGUUGAAGAGGUACAAAGGCGGUUGAACUGGUCCCUCGGCCGUGCUACUGAUGCUCUUGAGACACUGUUAGAGGAAGGUCUUGUUAUGAUUGAUGAUGGACACUGUGAUGGCAGACGACGAUAUUGGUUUCCGUGUGUAUCUUCCAUUUCUACCUUUUUAGGAACUGAUUCAGCUUCAGGAACAAUGCACUUGUGAGUUGUGAUAUGUGUGUUUUUUCAUAUAUAUAAAAUAUACUCAAUUACUCAUGUCCAUAGAAUAAUGAGUGAAAACUCUGUUAACCCCAGUCUUCCUCCAUCCAGCAAGUAUGUACUACUACUAGGUGUGUGCUAGAAUAAUAUGAAUUUGGCAGUUUCAGAACGUGUGAUCUUACAAUUUGUAUUGUUGAUUAUUCUCUUUGGAGAGAAAAACCGUGUGUGAUUUAUGCUGAAAAUAUAUUUGAUUACAAUACAUUACUGCA
Molecule: messenger RNA, 1393 nt
Organism: Cuscuta europaea
Lineage: Eukaryota; Viridiplantae; Streptophyta; Magnoliopsida; Solanales; Convolvulaceae
Source: the annotation of a GenBank genome assembly